AACACGACAAAGGACUGCAGAAUUCCCAGCUAGGCAGGCUGGUUCCCCAGCUGAGCUCACACGGUCUUGCUGUUUUCUCCUAGAUCCUGUAAACCCUUUCGGUGCGAAAAAGGAAUUUGCGAUGGGAGGGACGCUGAAUACUCAGUGUAAAAGCUGCCUUUUUCCCCCCUGUGGUGACUCGCCUUGUCUGCCCUUUCCACUCAUCGCGGAUGGGGCUUUUGCCUUGGUAUUUGUCCCUUUCUCCAGAUGGCUUCUUUUGGGUGGAAGAGAAAGAUUGGUGAGAAAGUUUCAAGAGCCACUUCUCAGCAAUUUGAAGCAGAAGCUGCGGAUGAGAAGGAUCUGGCUGGCGAUGAUGAUACUAACUGGGUGCAUGCAACUAAGAGAAGAAAGGAAAUUCUCUUAGAAGACUGUGUAAAGAAAAGUAAGGAGCUCAAGGAUGAAGGUGCAGACUUGGCUGAAAAUAGGAGGUACCGAGAGGCUAUUCUCAAGUGGGAUGAAGCACUUCAAUUAACUCCAGAGGAUGCUACACUUUAUGAGAUGAAAUCACAGGUCCUGAUGUCUUUACAUGAAGUGUUCCCAGCAGUGCAUGCAGCAGAAAUGGCUGUCCAGAGAAACCCACGUUCCUGGGAUGCCUGGCAGACUUUGGGACGUGCCCAGCUUGGAUUAGGAGAGAUAGCACUGGCAAUCCGAAGUUUCCAGAUAUCCUUACACAUCUUUCCAAUGAACCCUGAAGUAUGGAAAGAGGACCUUUCCUGGGCCAGAAAACUACAUGAACAGCAGAAGGCAACAAAGACUGAGUCAGUGCAAGCACUAGUGAAAGAAAAGGAGCUUGCACAAGAACCAAUCCCUGACUAUGACUUUGAAAGUGAUGAAAUUGUGGCAGUAUGUGCUGCCAUCGCAGAGAAGGAGAAAGCUCUUUCAGCAGCUAAAACGGCAGUGAUUGUAUCUGCUUCAGGUACAGUAGAGACUGUUACUGAGAAGGACAAUUGUCCCACAACUCCUGAUGAAACCCUCUUCAUCAGAGCCCGAUAGGGCAGCCUUAUGGGUUGCCAUCCUGUUUUAAGAACUAGUGUUAUUUAUUGUAUUUGUCUUGCUUUGUGUUUGUUUGUUUUCUUUUAGUGGUAGGAGAACCUACAAAAGUUAAAGAAUUGAAGUUAGUUUUCUUUUGUAAAUUAAAAAAUCAAUGACCCGAGUUGUUGCUCCACCCAUGUUUUUGGAGAAGAAAACCAAGAGCUGAUUCUGAAAAUCUUGUGAACAAAUGUAAUCUUAAAAUGCUUAAGUGUGUUCUAACAGCUGCUUUCAUCUUGAUGUAUUUCAUAAUUUUACAAGUGGAUGUCUACAUUUUUCCAGUAAUUCGGAAGCUUUUAUUUAAACUGUGAAAGUGUUGUGGUUUAUCCCCAGCUGGCAGCUCAGCCCCAUGCAGCCACUUGCCCACUCCCUCCUGGUGGAAUGGGGGAGAGAAUUGUAAGAGUGAAAGGGAGAAAGCUUGUGGGCUGACACACAGUUUAAUAGGGAAAGCCAAAGCUGCCCAUAAAAGCAAAGCAAAACAAGGGAUUCAUCCACUGCUUCCCAAGGGCAGGCAAGUAGUCAGCCAUCCCCAGGAAAGCAGGGCUCCAUCAUGUGUAACAAACAUUGGGAAGACAAACAGCAUCACUCUGAAUGUCCUCCCUUCCCCUACCACUGUCUUCCUCCAGUUCUGUGUGUUGAGCAUGGUGACAUUUGGGAUGGAAUAUCUCUGGGGUCAGUUGGGGUCAGCUGUUCUGGCUAUGUCCCCUCCCAGCUUCUUGUGCACCCCCAGCAUCCUUGCUGGUUGAGUGGGUUGAGCAGGAAGAGAUGUCGACACUGUGUGAGCACUGAUAAUGGAAAAGGCCCUGUGUUAUCAACACUGUUUCCAGCUCAAAUCCAAACCACAGCUCCAUACUAGCCACUGUGAAGAAAAUUAACUCCAUCCCAGCCAAAACAUGCACAAAAAGAAAAAGGAAUUUUUAAAAAUUACUUCAAUCAUUAUUAAUUAACAUUAUUUAUCUUCCAGUCUAAGUUUGAACUGUUAUCAGCAGUCUUUAUUCGCAUUAAGAUUACUUUUUCUUUGAGAUAGUUUCGUAUGAAGCAGAGAUGGAUUAUUAUUUUGCAUGUGUGUGUAUGUGUGACAGAUUUGGUUUCUGAUUUGUAGUCUUAUGAAAUCAAGUAGGAACCUCUAUGUUGCUUUCAUAGGUGAAUGGGUUAAACACUGAUUAGAUUAAAGGAAAUCUAUAGCAAACAAACCCCUGAAUGCUUACUUAUUACUAAAUGUUUCACCAGAAGAAAGAACAUUAAGUUUGAGACUGAAACUGGCCUUCCCUUAUCUUGAGUGCUGUGCUGCAGACCUCACCGAAAGUAAAAUGGUGGGAGUAGGAAGUAGGUAUGGCUGAGGGGUAUUGUGUUUAGCCUUUUCUUUCCUAGUGAGGCUAAUCUGAUAAAGGGAGUAAAUUUAUUUUUCCUAAUUCCUGUGACCUGCCACUAAAAUAUGUUCUUAGUGAACCAGUUUUUCAGGACAGCAUUACUUUUCAUCCUUUUUGGAUUUUGGAUGCUAUGGUGGGCAUUCACAUGGUGUUAAUGUAGAGGCAUACUGUAGGAGAUUUUUUCAGUGUUGAUCCUUCUUUAGGGGAAGGUGGCAAUUGGUUCCUCACACAGGCAGUUCAGAGAAAGUAAGUCAGGCUGUUGCUUUGAUGUGCUCUGUGCUGAGAUUACUCUCAUUUCAUUGUCUUGGAGACAUGGCAGAGAUGGUUGCAUCCUAACUGUACUGGAAAAAAUGGUCAACUGAGGAAUUCCUGAAUAAUUCAAGAUUGGGAACAUGUCAUUUUUACUUGAUUUAGAUAACAUUUUGUUUGAUGACAUUUGAAAAAUAAUUUUGUAGACGAGUGAAACCUUUUGAAAUCAGUUCAACUUUGCCUUUUUCAAGUCUGAUUUCUAAUUUUAAAAUAACCUGUUUUAAAAGAAAAUAAUGUUGCUCGAGAAGCACAGUAGUUUUUGCAAUAGAAAAUGUAUUGCAGAAAAAUUAUCUCAAAUCAUACUUUAGUAUAUCUGAUAUCAGAGUAUUUUUAUUUAAGAGGACACUUACAAUGUUUGCAAAAAUUAGUUAUCCCUUUCAAAAACUUAAUUGCCAUAUAUUGUACUUACUAAGUUUUCAUUAAUUUUUGGAAAAUUCUUCCUGAAUAAUAUGGUUUUUUGUAUGUGUGAAUUUUUAGAUCUGUGCUUGUCACAGUCGUUGAGAAAAGGAAGACGCGACAGCCAGGGGGUUCACACAGAGUGGUAGCUCAAAGCUAUUGCAACUUUAUUCUAGGGCGCUAGCUCUAUUUGUAGGGUCACAUGGGAAGAUUCUAGAAAUUGGGGAGGAGCAUAGGACAGGCAGGAACAACAACCAAUCCUGAGAGGAAGGAGGGACCAGAGGAUUAGUGGGGGCCAAUGAGGGGAGUAUCUGCAAUGCAGCAACUCACAACCAAUCAAAAAAUAGGGGAUAAAACGUGAGGGGAAAAUAACAAUACCAUUUGGUAUAAACUGGGUAUAAUAAAUAUUUAACUUGUAUUAACAACUUGAAUCAGUCUCUAUUAAGUCAACAGUCUCUGUCUUCACAAAUCCAUGGUGGGUAUCUUCAAAGCAUGUCCUCCUCGGCUGCUGCCUCAGCCAUAACCUCCUGCAUCUGCUUCUUCCAUUUCAUAAAUUUCUCUCUCUCUCCAUCCAUGCCCUCUGCAUGUGCUUGCACAAGCACACACAAAGUUACAUUUCUUAAUAUCUUCCGAGUAUUCAAAAUAAUUACAAUUACAUUGACUGAAAUUUUUUAAGAAAUGUAAAAUGUCAUCCUACAUUUUUAUUUGUUCAUUCAACAGAAAUAGAUUUUAAAUGCUUAUUGAGUAGGCAUUUGAUUAAGAUAUGGUUUGACAGUUUAAAUUGUUACAGGUGAAGGAUUUUUUAAUCUUAUUUCUCUUAUCAACAUAAAUUAUACAUACAAUCUAGUCAGUCAUGAGAAGAGUUAGCAUGAGAAGGAUUUGGACAGAUUUCUUUGAAGACAAGACGUUCUCUGGCUAGAAAAGGAAAUCUGUGAGAUACUCUAGGGCGUGUUUUCAUUUUGAAGGAGCUUAGCUAUAUCCACCACAUCUUUUCUUUCUCUGCGCUUUAAACUUGCAUCAGUGUUCUGUAUUUACUCAUAAAGGAAGGAGUUUCCCUCCUCUCAGAGGCCCAUGUUACCACAGAAUCUGUUUCCACUGAAAUGAUCCACAAAGUUGCUAUUGACUUCAGCACUGCAGGGGCAAACUAAUAGAGGGCUGUGCAUCUACACCAUCAGGCAGAACGGCUACACCGGGUUCUAGGGGUGGUUCUUUCCAUCCUCUGCACCAAUGUGUGUUUUCCUUCUUGAUAAGAUUAGGUUAUGAAUACUAGGUAUUGUCAGAAUUGUGGUGUUUUGUGGAGCACUGUAGAGCAGAUAAGUUCUCGUGGCACUGUUAUUCUCAAACUGGGAAGAAGUUUAAAAAUGUAUGAUUUUAACAUUGUUUUUUGUACAGUAUGCUAUGUUUUGCAUGUAUGGAACUUUCUGGAUCUGUUUGACUAAAAUACUGACUUCUCUGCUA
Neopelma chrysocephalum (saffron-crested tyrant-manakin) is the source of this 4601-nucleotide messenger RNA. RefSeq names its product tetratricopeptide repeat domain 33 (gene TTC33). Gene Ontology annotation, molecular function: protein binding. The transcript has 5 exons. NCBI's taxonomy places the organism in Eukaryota, Metazoa, Chordata, Aves, Passeriformes, Pipridae. The coding region runs from base 247 to 1032 and encodes 261 amino acids. The record is from RefSeq and is a predicted model, not a curated record.